CCAGGAGGAGGAGGAAGCAGCGGUGGCGGCCGCAGGGGUGACUGUGGCGGGCGUCGGGGUGGGCGCUGCGGUCCCGGCCGGGGAGUGAGGCGGGGGCGGCCGGGCCGGUGGGCUGGGCAGCGGGCCCGGCGGCCGCCCCCGCGCCGUUGCCCGCGCCUGGCGGCCCGAUGUGGCUGCAGCAGCGGCUUAAGGGGCUGCCGGGACUGUUGUCGAGCAGCUGGGCCCGCCGCCUCCUCUUCCUACUCGGUCUCCUGCUGUUGCUCCUGUGGUUCGCGGGCUCCGGGGCGCGGCGAGCAGCGGGCGGUCUGCAUCUGCCGCCCUGGGCCCGCGGCGAGCCGGGCGCGGCCGAGCCGUCUGCGUGUCUGGAGGCGGCCACCCGCGCCUGGCGCGGCCUGCGGGAGCGCGGCGAGGCUGUGCCGCUGGGCCCUGGAGUGCCAGCCCUGGUGGCCAACGGCUUCCUGGCUCUGGACGCGGCCGCCAACCGGCUGUGGGUGACACCCGGGGAGCGGGAGCCCGCCGUGGCGCCGGACUUCGUGCCCUUUGUGCAGCUACGCCCGCUGAACGUGCUGGCAGAAGCUGGAGAGGCAGUGCUGCUGUUGCGGGAGGGGCUGCUACGCCGGGUGCGCUGCCUGCAGCUCGGGACCCCAGGCUCGGGCCCUGCGGUCGCGGGCUCGGGGCCCGCCUCGGCCUCUGGCCUGGCUGCGGGGUCUGCCCGUGAUUGCGUGCUACUGCAGGAGGACUUUCUGGCGCACCGGGGCCGACCCCACGUCUAUCUGCAGCGCAUCCAGCUCAACAACCCCACAGAGCGCGUGGCCGCGCUGCAGACUGUGGGGCCCACUGUCGGCCCUGGCCCCAAGGCCUUCACCAGUACCCUGGAGAAGGUGGGAGACCAUCAAUUCCUCCUCUACUCCGGCCGAUCCACGCCCCUUCCUACUGGGCUGGUGCACCUGGUGGUGGUGGCCGCCAAGAAGCUAGUGAACCGGCUCCAGGUAGCUCCCAAGACGCAGUUGGAUGAGACGGUGCUGUGGGUGGUGCAUGUCUCAGGCCCCAUCCACCCCCAGGUGCUCAAAAGCAAAGCAGCCAAGGAGCUUAAGGCGCUGCAGGACUUGGCCCGGAAGGAGAUGCUGGAACUCUUGGAGCUGCCCGCGUCUGAGCUGUUGCAGGACCACCAGCACCUCUGGGCGCAGCUGUUCAGCCCAGGUGAGGCCUGCAAGGGCUUGGUGUCCACGGUCCACCCUAGAGAUGCCCUCCCUACGUCUACUCGGGCUGUGAACCUGACGCUGUACUACAUGCUCUCCUGCUCACCAGCCCCAUUGCUCAGCCCUUCCCUGAGCCACAGGGAGCGAGACCAGAUGGAGUCCACACUCAACUAUGAAGACCACUGCUUCAGUGGCCACGCUACCAUGCAUGCCGAGAACCUGUGGCCUAGCCGGCUGUCUUCGGUCCAGCAGAUCCUGCAACUGUCUGACCUGUGGAAGCUGACCCUGCAGAAGCGCAGCUGCAAGGGGCUGGUGAAGGUGGGCGCCCCAGGCAUCCUGCAGGGCAUGGUGCUUAGCUUUGGGGGGCUUCAGUUCACAGAGAACCACCUGCAGUUCCAGGCUGACCCUGAUGUGCUGCACAACAGCUAUUAG
Molecule: messenger RNA, 1631 nt
Organism: Castor canadensis (American beaver)
Lineage: Eukaryota; Metazoa; Chordata; Mammalia; Rodentia; Castoridae
Source: RefSeq, a predicted model, not a curated record